AUGAAAACACGCACUACCGCAAUGGUAUCCAACGAGGGGGCUCCGGCGGCUAAAUCUCUGACUCACAAAUCACAGUCACUUCCUCUGUCAGGAACAUCUAAUAUGGUUAUCAUGGUGUCUGGAACAAUCGACGACGUUCUUGAAGCCGCUGAACUUAUCCUAGCUAAGUUGCUUAAUGAGGGUGAGCCAAGAACAAAUGCCAGACUAAUUGUACCCAAUAGCUCAUGUGGUGGAAUCAUUGGAAAGGUUGGAUCCAUGAUUAGGUCCUUCAUUGAAGAUUCUGGAGCUAACAUUAAGAUCUCCCCUCAGGAUCACAACUAUAUUGGAUUAAAUGAUAGGCUGUUCAAUUACGUUGUUUGCAAAUAUGUUGUUCUUUUAGCUGAACUUUAG
This is a messenger RNA of Lactuca virosa, 390 nucleotides long. NCBI's taxonomy places the organism in Eukaryota, Viridiplantae, Streptophyta, Magnoliopsida, Asterales, Asteraceae. The record is from the annotation of a GenBank genome assembly.